Molecule: messenger RNA, 1149 nt
Organism: Rotaria sp. Silwood1
Lineage: Eukaryota; Metazoa; Rotifera; Eurotatoria; Philodinida; Philodinidae
Source: the annotation of a GenBank genome assembly
AUGAGUAAUCAUUAUUUGCGUGGCAUUCUUUUGAAACUUCAAGAUCGUCUCAGUGACGAUGAUCGAAAACGUUUGCAUUUCUUUUUCGGCCACGAUGUACCACGACGAAUCAGAGAUGACCCAUCACUUGGUGGUACUCUUAGUCUCAUGGAAUGUCUCUUCGAUGAAGAUAAAAUUAAUGAACAAGAUUUCACAUUUUUGAUACAAGCAUUCGAAGCAAUUCAAUGUAUCGAUGCCGCACAACUUUUGAGAGUCAACGCUCGAUGGGCACAGAAUGGAGUGACGGUUGCUGGAGACAAUAGACGAGGCAAUGCCACUAAUCAGCUCAACCGACCUUUUGGUUUCUUCGUUGAUGAUGAUCAAACGGCUUUCAUCGCUGACUUUGAAAAUCAUCGCAUCAUCAAAUGGAAGAUAGGUGAUACUAAUGGAACAGUGAUACUUGGUGGUCUUGACCGAGGAAAUCGAUGGGAUCAAUUGGAUCGACCAACUGAUGUGUUAAGCGACAUAGAGCCAGAUAGUUUGAUUAUUUGUGAUAGAUGGAAUCGACGAGUCGUACGAUGGUCUCGUCGUUGUGGUACAAUUCAAAGAGAACUCCUCGUCGACAACACUGAAUGUUGGGGAUUGGCCAUGGAUGAUCAAGGAUAUCUCUAUAUUUCUGACACCGACAAACAUGAAGUAAGACGAUAUCAAAUAGGAGACAAGAAUGGAACUAUCGUAGCUGGUGGGCAUGGUGAAGGAGCUGGUCUCAAUCAACUUAAUCGUCCGACUUUCAUCUUCAUCGAUCAACAACAGGUUGUCUACGUGUCGGACUACGAAAAUCAUCGUGUUAUGAAAUGGAAUAAAAAUAAGACAGAAGGCAUUAUCGUCGCUGGAGGUCAAGGCGGAGGAAAUGCUUUGACACAAUUGUCAUAUCCAUACGGGCUCUUCGUCGAUAAAUCUGGUACCCUCUAUGUGGCGGAUACGGGAAACCAUCGUGUGAUGCGUUGGUCUAAAGGAGCGAAACAGGGCACCAUCCUUGUGGGCGAAAAUGGUUCAGGAGCAGGUGCUAAUCAAUUGUUGUCCCCCACAGGUUUGUCCUUCGAUCGACAUGGCAAUCUCUACGUCACCGAUCAAGAAAAUCAUCGUGUUCAACGAUUCUCUAUCAAAUAG